This is a messenger RNA of Nerophis ophidion (straightnose pipefish), 739 nucleotides long. Its product is annotated as baculoviral IAP repeat-containing protein 5.2-like. The coding region runs from base 32 to 460 and encodes 142 amino acids. Lineage: Eukaryota; Metazoa; Chordata; Actinopteri; Syngnathiformes; Syngnathidae. The transcript has a single exon. The record is from RefSeq and is a predicted model, not a curated record.
UUUUUGCCAUUUUUACAACUUUUAUCCGCAAAUGGAGCUUUUUAACGAAAGUGAUACAUUUAAGAUGUACUUUUGCGUGAAUAGGUUAAAAACUUUUGAAGGGUGGCCAUUUGACGAAGACUGCACCUGCACACCGGAAAACAUGGCAAAGGCUGGCUUCAUUUACACGCCUGUCGACAACAGCCCAGAUGUUGCCACGUGUUUCUUCUGCCUCAAGGAGUUGGAGGGCUGGGAGCCGGACGAUGACCCACAGAAAGAGCACAAAUCGCAUUCACCCUCGUGUCACUUCUUGGCCCUGAAGAAGAAAGUAGAGGAGCUGCCUUUGAACGAGUUCUUGAAGCUCCACCAGGCGAGGCACAAGCGCCUCAUCAGCAAAAACUGUAACGAGGCCGUCGACAAGUUUGAGGUGGCUGCAAGAUUGGUGAAAUCGGAAAUUCUCAAGAUGGAAAUGGGCAAAUAAGACAUUGGGGACGGCGUGGCGCAGUGGGAGAGUGGCCGUGCACAACCCGAGGGUCCCUGGUUCAAUUCCCACCUAGUACCAACUUCGUCACGUCCGUUGUGUCCUGAGCGAGACACUUCACCCUUGCUCCUGAUGGGUGCUGGUUGGCGCCUUGCAUGGCAGCUCCCUCCAUCAGUGUGUGAAUGUGUGUGUGAAUGGGUAAAUGUGGAAGUAGUGUCAAAGCGCUUUGAGUACCUUGAAGGUAGAAAAGCGCUAUACAAGUACAACCCAUUUAUCAUU